Neodiprion fabricii is the source of this 992-nucleotide messenger RNA. It is a transcript of the gene eca, whose product is annotated as transmembrane emp24 domain-containing protein eca. Bases 6 to 665 code for a protein of 219 amino acids. Lineage: Eukaryota; Metazoa; Arthropoda; Insecta; Hymenoptera; Diprionidae. Gene Ontology annotation, cellular component: COPII-coated ER to Golgi transport vesicle; endoplasmic reticulum-Golgi intermediate compartment; Golgi apparatus. The record is from RefSeq and is a predicted model, not a curated record. The transcript has 4 exons. Gene Ontology annotation, biological process: Golgi organization; intracellular protein transport; endoplasmic reticulum to Golgi vesicle-mediated transport.
AUUUAAUGAAGAUGUGGAAAUGCUUUAGUUCCUUUGUCGUGCUCAGUGUUAUAUUCCUCGAAUAUUCGAGCGGACUUUAUUUCCACAUCGGUGAAACCGAGAGAAAAUGUUUCAUAGAAGAAAUACCCGACGACACUACCGUUCUAGUGAACUACAAAGUCGAACUGUACGAUCCAAGGAGCGGUGGAUUCAUGCCUAGCAGUCCUGGUAUAGGAAUGCACGUCGAGGUCCGAGACGUCGAUGACAAAAUGAUAUUGUCGAGGGUCUACAGUUCCGAGGGACGCAUCUCGUUUACUUCUCACACACCUGGAGAACAUGUCAUAUGUUUGUACUCGAACAGUUCUGCCUGGUUUAGCGGUACUCAGUUGAGAGUUCAUCUAGACAUACAGGUUGGGGAGCAUGCUAUCGAUUAUGCUAACGUCGCACAGAAGGAAAAGCUGUCCGAACUACAGCUCAGACUUCGUCAGCUGCUUAGCCAGGUCGACCAAAUAACCAAGGAACAGAAUUAUCAAAGGUAUCGUGAAGAACGAUUUAGACAGACGUCGGAAAGCACGAAUCAACGUGUCCUGUGGUGGUCGCUUGCUCAGACAGCGAUUCUUCUAGCAAUGGGUGCAUGGCAGAUGAAACAUCUGAAAGGAUUCUUCGAGGCAAAGAAAUUGGUUUAAAAGAAUCCACGCGUCUAUACGUGUAUCAUCUAAAUAUCGUGCAUUUGUCACGGUGAAUAAAAUACAAUUUGUUAUCAUUUUUCAACAUAAAAAAUUUCAACACACUGAGUCUGAUUGUUUGGUACAUAUACACAUCAAUGUCUUAACUUUGUAGUCACCGGCGGCAUUACCGAGGUCUACAUAUAAUGCCCAAGUACAUAUUUCGAUCAUGGAUAUUAAUCAACUAAUUUUUACUAUCAAGAUUGGGAAAUAUUGUAUGACAAGUUAAUCCGCAACUGUGUAUGCCAUUGAAAUGUUUAUAAUAAAAUUAUCUAUUUAUAAAGUAAA